AUGGAGAUCGAUCUGUGCGCCGUUACGGAAAGACCCAGCCCGAUAUUCAUGACUCUCGGCUCGAUCGACCUCGUUGUUAAAUUCAGGAGCGUCACCAAAGUCACGGAAUUCUUAGUCGUCGACCGCCCAACAUCGUACAACGGGAUCGUCGGUACUCCAUGGCUGAAUUCCAUGCGAGUGAUCCCUUCGACAUUCCAUAUGUGCCUUAAGUUUCCAACCCCUCGUGGAGUCGAAACUAUACAAGGAGACCGCAGGAUGUCGGAAGUAUGUUUCGCCGCCGAGAAAAAACGAAAGAACUUGGCGAUCGAAACUUCCCAUAAAAAGAAAAGAAAGCUGACUCUCGAUGAGAACGCCCCGGAACGAGACUCGGAAGUCUUCUGGCAAUCUCAAAGGGCCGAAGCCCUAGAAAAGAAGUGCGAACCAACUUGCGAACCGGUAAUUUCGAUCUGCCUCGACGAAUCCUCUCCGGAACGAUGCAUCGAGAUUGGAACCAACCUCGGUGAGCCACUAAAGACAGAGCUCAUCGCCUGUCUCAAAAAGAACCUCAAUGCGUUUGCUUGGGCCGCGGAAAGUCUCUUGACGAGCACGGCCACGUCUCCCAUUUGGAGGAGUGCUUUGCAAAACUUAACGCCCACAACAUGA
Molecule: messenger RNA, 642 nt
Organism: Brassica oleracea var. oleracea
Lineage: Eukaryota; Viridiplantae; Streptophyta; Magnoliopsida; Brassicales; Brassicaceae
Exons: 1
Coding region: 1-642 (213 amino acids)
Source: RefSeq, a predicted model, not a curated record